This is a messenger RNA of Fopius arisanus, 901 nucleotides long. It is a transcript of the gene Fdx1, whose product is annotated as Ferredoxin 1. The record is from RefSeq and is a predicted model, not a curated record. NCBI's taxonomy places the organism in Eukaryota, Metazoa, Arthropoda, Insecta, Hymenoptera, Braconidae. The transcript has 4 exons. Bases 68 to 580 code for a protein of 170 amino acids. Gene Ontology annotation, biological process: P450-containing electron transport chain; positive regulation of oxidoreductase activity. Gene Ontology annotation, cellular component: mitochondrion. Gene Ontology annotation, molecular function: 2 iron, 2 sulfur cluster binding.
UUCUCAAAUGAGCUUGUGGUAGUUUAACCUUUAUGUUCUGCCUGGAUUUCUCAAAUAAUUAAAAACAAUGACGAACCUUUUGCGACAUUUAAUAAUGACACAUGCCUACAGAUUGGAGUGCAUCGGAAUGGAUAAUUUGAGAAAACAAACAAUUCGUCGAUUCCAGACUGCGAAAUGUCUUCUACAUGGAGAAUAUGAACUUCAGGAUCCAAAAUCAGAAGAAGAGGUGGUCAAUGUGAUCUUCAUUGAUAAAGACGGGAAAAAUAUACGUGUACGCGGAAAAAUCGGUGAUAAUGCGUUAUACCUAGCCCACAGGCAUGGAAUCGCCAUGGAAGGAGCAUGUGAGGCAUCCUUGGCAUGUACGACCUGUCACGUUUAUGUGCAUCAUGAUUAUGUUGAUAAACUUCCAAUUGCAACGGAUCAGGAAGAAGAUCUGCUGGAUCUGGCCCCAUUCCUGAGGGAGAACUCAAGAUUAGGUUGUCAAAUAACUCUGGUGAAAGAGUUAGAUGGAAUUGAACUGGAGUUGCCAAAAGCAACGAGAAAUUUCUACGUCGACGGACACAAACCGACGCCUCACUAAAAUCCACCCUGUAAAUUUCCUUGAAAACCUGUACAGCUGAAAAAAAAAUAUUUGGAGUGAAGUGGGUUGAAACCUCCCCUUUUAUUUACGUAUUUAUUUCUGUUGAAACAUCUUGAAACACGAGACUAAUUAAUGGAUUAAGUUUAAUUGUGAUUCGUCAAGCGGAGAAUUUUUUUUCUCUGAAAAAAAAAUGCGCAAAUUUUUAUUGAACGCUGAAUAAGGCAUUAAUAUUUCACGAAAGACUAAAGGGCCUGUUUUCCCCGACUCUAGGGUAUAAUUGUAAUAAAUAAUUAAGAAUUAAUAAAAUUAGCCAUUAUUGAA